AUGUUACACUCUCGUUUACUCAGGCUCUCCACAAUUGCAGUUGCGCAAAGAGCUGCUCUUCAAACCAAUCGUCUAGUUUAUAAAAAUCGACUCGCUAUUUCCUCAUUGCCUGCUUGUCAAAGGUUUUUUACUACUUCUGAUCGUGUGCCUGAGACACAUGUUAGAUCCUUUGGCCAGCCUACACCAACAACCCACCCCAACAUUAUGAAGAAGGGCGAAGUGACACCUGGCUUAUCUGCUAGCGAAUUUGAAACCAGACGCUCCAAUCUCAUCAAGUCGUUGCCUGAAGGAAGUACAGUUGUCAGCGUGGGAUACAGCACUCGAUAUAUGACCAACAACAUCUUUUACCCAUUUCAUCAAAACACUGACUUUUGGUAUUUGUGUGGAUUCAAUGAGCCUGAUGCCGCCAUGAUUCUAGAAAAGGACGACUCAGAGCGCGGAUACAAGCAAACCAUGUUUGUUCUGCCAAAGAGUGCCAGUGCGGAAUUAUGGGAUGGACCUCGAACGGGUGUUGAAGGAGUCAAGGAACUAUUCGGAGCAGACGAAGCUUAUGACAAUGCUAAAUUUUCAUCCUAUUUCAAGAAGGUUUUAAGCUCAUCCAAGCACAUUUUCAUGGACAGCCCUGGUACAAUGCCUUCUCUCAUCACAGCGGAUAGCACCAAGAAGCUGAUUGAAACUGGCUUGAAAUUACAAACCAUCUUGCCGCUGAGUAAGAUUAUUCAAGAGCUUCGCAUGAUCAAGAGUCCAAGUGAAAUUGAGAUUAUGAAGAAGUCAGGCAUGAUUAGCUCCAAGGCAUUCAUCGAGGCAAUGAAGUGGACAGAGCCAGGCACUACAGAGGGGCAAUUGUGGGCCAAGUUUGACUUUGAGACAAGAGUGCGAGGAUCUACUAUUCUAGCGUAUGUACCUGUAAUUGCUGGUGGACCCAAUGCACUCUCUAUGCACUAUGUUCGCAAUGAUAUGGAGUUAAAGAACGGAGAUUUGGUUCUAGUAGAUUGUGGAGGAGAGUACAAUGGAUAUGCUAGUGAUAUUACCCGUACAUGGCCUGUCAAUGGCAAAUUCAGCGAUGCCCAAAAGGAGUUAUACCAGGCAGUCUUAAAUGUCAAUAAGGCGUGUAUCAAAAUGUGCACAGAAUCAAACAGCAUCUCAUUGCACGGCAUUCACUCACAUUCAGUCAAGCUGAUGAAGCAGGAAUUGCAGAACAUUGGAUUCAAUGUCAAUACGUGGGAUCUCGAGCGCAUUCUUUACCCUCACCAUGUGGGCCACUACUUGGGUCUGGAUGUUCACGACUUGCACGAUUUAGAUAGAUCUCGCAAAUUGAAAAAGAACAUGGUGGUUACAAUCGAGCCCGGAAUCUAUGUGCCAUUUGAUGAUAAAUUUCCUAGUAAAUACCAAGGCAUUGGUAUCCGUAUUGAAGACAAUGUUGUCGUUGGAAAAGACGAACCGUAUGUUCUCACUGCCACUUCACCUAAAGAAAUUGUAGAUAUAGAAUUUUGCUGUAAAAAUCAUUAA
Mucor velutinosus is the source of this 1509-nucleotide messenger RNA. RefSeq lists its product as uncharacterized. The coding region runs from base 1 to 1509 and encodes 502 amino acids. Gene Ontology annotation, molecular function: metalloaminopeptidase activity; manganese ion binding. Lineage: Eukaryota; Fungi; Mucoromycota; Mucoromycetes; Mucorales; Mucoraceae. The transcript is spliced from 6 exons. Gene Ontology annotation, biological process: proteolysis. The record is from RefSeq and is a predicted model, not a curated record. Gene Ontology annotation, cellular component: mitochondrion.